AUGUAUGAAGGAACAUCCAGCUAGCUUCGCAGUAAGUAUUUAGGCGGAAGCUUGAGCGCAAGCAGCAACAGAUUAUAUCAAGGUAGCAAUGAUAUUGACUAUUAAGUAGAUAACUUAGAAUUAGAAAGCAUCUACAAAAAGAAGGCUGUACGUUUGGAGUUGGAACUUGCAGAAUUACGUAAAGAAAAUGAAUAGCUUAAGUAAUCGAAUUAACAACUCAAGUCCUCUGAAGCUUUGCGCAAUGCUCGAAACUAAAGCUUUGAAUAAGAGAAAUAAUUGUAACUUUAGCGUGAGCGUGAUGAUAUUAUGAGAGAUGUGGUUGAUUUAGCUAGAGGAAAUCGUUUGUUAAGCCAAGAAAAUGAUAUUCUUUCAUAAAAAUAUUCAAAUCUAUUAGAUGUCUACAAUAAAGUUAUAUUAAACAAUACAUCAGCUUCAAAGUUAGCUGAAGUUUAUUCUAAUUAAAUAGAAGGAAGAACAAGAAUAUUAAAGGACUAUACCAAAGAAAAAUGGGAAGAAUUUUCAGAAUUGAAUUCUAACUAUGAAAGCAAUAAGCGUAAAAUAAAUGAGAUGUAUGCAACUUUGAAAGGUAAACUUAUGCAUCUUUAGACUGAUAGUCAUAUUAAUUAUGAUACCAAAGAGCAAUGGAGAGCUUAUGCCGAAGAUGUUUAAGAAGUUUUUGACUCUGUCUUUAGACUUAGUUAAGAGUAAUCAGACUUACAUCAAAAGUUAGUUAUCAAUAUGUAAAAUAAAAACCGUGAGCUCUAGUAAAAGUUUGAAGAAAAUAAUGGACUUUAUGCUUAGAGUAAAAUAUAAACUCCACAAUAAAAUGAGCUUAACUCUAAAGAAUAUAGUAGAGUAGCUUAAGAAAUUAUGCAAAACUCUAAUUAUUAAAUAAAUAAUAAUUUACCUUCAAUUUAAGAAAGCAAAAAUGAACAAAAAUCUACUGAACAAAAUACAUUUGAUAUACCCAGUAAGGAUUAAAAUGAAUAAAAUCCUCUAAAAUCAAAAAAAACUAAACUAAGUUAGAAAUCUGAUUUAUAACCAAGAACUAUUAGGUCACCUAGCCGCUCUGAAGUAACAAAAUCUUCUUAAAAAAGCAAACAAAAAAUUGAAGAUUCUAAAACCCUUCCUAAAUAAAAUCCAGGUUCUUAACAAUCUAUCUCACCAGGAGGAUUAUAGGGAAUUAAGUCCAAGCAAAAACUAGUAUAGAAAUUGGGAACUAAGGCUACAGACAAGCCAAAACUUAAUGGAAAAAGUCCAACUAAGUGA
Tetrahymena thermophila SB210 is the source of this 1269-nucleotide messenger RNA. RefSeq lists its product as hypothetical. NCBI's taxonomy places the organism in Eukaryota, Ciliophora, Oligohymenophorea, Hymenostomatida, Tetrahymenidae. The record is from RefSeq and is a predicted model, not a curated record. The transcript has a single exon.